UGUUUUUUAUUUUGAGCAUCAGUUGUCAUUUCUACUGGCAAGCCACUGAGAAUAAUGGGAAUUGUGGACUUUAGGACUAAAUGUUUUUGUCUGUGGAUAGAUAAGCUUAUAGCUGGUUUGGGGUUUAGUGUCUUGUUCAAGGGCACGUCAACGUAUGAUGGGUUUAGGGAUUAAAGUGCAGACCUCCCUGGUGAUAGAAAAAGUGUUUAGGAAGGUGAAGUUAAUCAGAUGAAAAAAAACUUUAUGAACCCCCAGAUGAAAAUUAUAAAUGAGGCCCAUUGAAAUAUUUCUAAGCAGAAACCCAAAGAAAAGGACGUGAAAGGAGGGAAGGAUGGACUCUAUCUCCAUGAUGGGCUGCAACAGGAGUCCGCUGUUCCUCACAGCUUCCUCCUCUCACCACUUCCACCACUCUCAUUCCUGUACGAUGUCCAACGGGGUGAGGAGCAGAGCUGCAGAUGCAGGGACCUCCUGUCCGAUGCCUGCUCAGCCCACGGUAGCCAUCCUGGGCUCAGGCGACUUUUCUAAGUGCCUGACCAAUCGCCUGCUGCGCCGUGGCUUCGGCGUGGUGGUGGGCAGCCGCCACCCCAAACUGGCAGCCCAGUCGUUUCCUCACGUGGUUGACGUGACGCACUAUGAAGACGCUGUGAGGAAGGCCAACAUCGUGUUCCUGGCCAUCCGGAGAGAGCACUACUCUACUCUGUGGGACCUCAAACAUCUGAUGGAAGGUAAGGUCCUGGUGGAUGUGAGUAACAACAGGAGGGUGAACCAGUAUCCGGAGUCCAAUGCUGAGUAUCUGGCGUCACUGCUGCCCGACUCUGUUGUGGUCAAAGGCUUCAACGUCAUCUCAGCCUGGGCCAUGCAGCAGAGCUACCCCAAAGACGCCAGUACGCAGGUGUUCAUCUGCAGCGACUCAGUGGAGGCUCGUCAUCAGAUUAUGGAAUUAGCUCGCCAGCUGCACUUCCAGCCCGUGGAUAUGGGCCCCCUGUCUUCUUCCAGAGACAUCGAGAACAUCCCAAUACAGUUGUUUUCCGGCUGGAAAGGCCCCGUCCUUGCUGCUGUGGCCCUGUCCAUCUUCUUCUUUGCUUAUUCUUUUGUACGAGAUAUAAUCCACCCCUACGUUAAGUACAAGCGAAGUGACUUUUACAAGAUCCCGAUAGAGAUAGUGAAUCGAACUCUUCCCACUGUCGCCAUCACUCUCCUGGCCCUGGUGUACCUCGCAGGCCAGCUUGCGGCUGCUCACCAGCUCUAUUAUGGUACCAAGUACAAACACUUCCCACCCUGGCUGGAAGGCUGGCUGCAGAGCAGAAAACAGCUCGGCCUCAUCAGCUUUUUCCUGGCUGCUGUCCACGUUCUCUACAGCCUCUGUCUGCCUCUCAGGAGGUCUGAGAGGUACCUGCUGCUCAACACCGCCUACCAACAGGUUCACGCUAACGUGGAGAACGUGUGGAACGAGGAGGAAGUGUGGAGGGUAGAAAUGUACGUUUCCUUUGGGAUCAUGAGUUUUGGGCUCAUGUCUCUUCUGGCUAUCACCUCCAUCCCUUCUAUCAGCAGCACUCUCAACUGGAGGGAGUUCAGCUUCAUACAGUCCACUCUGGGUUACAUCGCCCUUCUUAUCGCCACCCUCCAUGGCCUGCUGUUCGGCUGGAAGCGAGCCUUUGAGGAGGAAGCCUACCGUUUCUACCUGCCCCCCAGCUUUGUGGUGGCCCUGGCACUGCCAGUGUGCGUCAUACUGGGGAAGGUGCUGAUGUUGCUCCCCUGUGUGGCCAGCAAGCUCCACCAGAUCCGUAAGGGUGUGGACAGCAGUCAGUACAAGUGUCAGCGACUGGAACCGGUGGGCUCAGCUGCCAACGUUUCACCUGAAAGAGUCACCAUCAUGUGAUCCCUGAGAUUUCAGAUUUACUGCUCUGGUCAUGUUUUAUGGAUGGAAAUGAAUAUUUUUGUCACUUCACUGAGAACGGUUUCUCCAUCAUGUUCAUGGUGCCGUUGUGUUGCUGUUCAGUCCGUCUGCUGACACUGUUUCACUUUAUGUUACAUCUGUGUUCCUUAUAAAAGUACAAGUGAUAUUUUACUGCAUCAACACACUAAAACUAGUGAAAUGUUGUGUCUUUUUCCUCUGGAGACACAUUUUUAUCCAGUGACAUGAAAAAUAUCUUUUGUUUUCCAGGUUUAAGCUCAGUGCUAGUUAGUUGCCAUUUUCUUUUUCUUUAUUGGAAACAGUUCUCACUCUGUGACUAUGUCCCACAUCAAACUGUGAAAAACAUGUUUUCAGGUUUUGAGUCAGAGUAUAUUUGUGCUCUUGUGUGUUAUUCUGUAUGUUUGACUUGAAUAUUGUGUCUGUUGUGCUCUGAUGGAGGAUCUCUAUUUCUUUAAGAAGUUAAACUUAGUUUUCUAAACUGUUCUGAUAUUGAGGGAAGCAUGGAUGAGUGGCACAACGUUGUGCUGGUUAUCACUAUCACCUCACUGCAAGAAGAUUCACAGACUGAAUCUGUGUGGAGUUUGCAUGUUCUACCUCUGCCUGCUUUGAUUUUCUUUGAGUCCACCCCAUACGAUCCAA
This is a messenger RNA of Melanotaenia boesemani (Boeseman's rainbowfish), 2554 nucleotides long. It is a transcript of the gene steap2, whose product is annotated as STEAP family member 2, metalloreductase. NCBI's taxonomy places the organism in Eukaryota, Metazoa, Chordata, Actinopteri, Atheriniformes, Melanotaeniidae. Bases 332 to 1879 code for a protein of 515 amino acids. The transcript has 6 exons. Gene Ontology annotation, cellular component: endosome; plasma membrane. The record is from RefSeq and is a predicted model, not a curated record. Gene Ontology annotation, molecular function: cupric reductase (NADH) activity; ferric-chelate reductase (NADPH) activity. Gene Ontology annotation, biological process: copper ion import.